GUGUGUGCUGGCGGGUGCCUCGCUCUGCACCGCCGGGACGGAUCCUGCCUCUUUAUCUUUGCUGGGACAGCGCCGGCUUGCAAGAGAGAUAACUGGUCCCUGCUCUCUCGGGCUGCAGCUGGACGAGCUCUGGAUGCAAGGAGGAGGAAAGUUCACAGUACAGCUCUAAGAUGAAGCCUCCAUCUGGGCAAGGCAUAAGGCUGGCAUACCUUCUCCUGAAUAUGGCUUCCCUCUGCCUCCCCACCCCACUCUGGAAGGACCGGGACUCCCUAAUGCAGGAGGAGAAAGCCUGUCAGACGGGUAGCAAUUUGGUGCUGAGUAGACAGGAACAGCAGCUCAACACAAAGCUUGUAAACCUCAAGAAGGAGGAGGUUGCAGCAGCCAUAGCUACAGGACAGUUUCCUCCAAGCAUGCACUUCUUUCGGGCAAAAGGCCUCAUUGAUCAGAGCACAGUGUUCAGCAUCUUAAAGCGCAUGCCAAAAGGUGCUAUCUUACACUUGCACGACUACGCCAUCCUGAGCGUGGACUGGCUGGUGUACAAUGCCACCUACCUCCCCGACUGCUACAUCUGUUUCACCCACACGGGCACCGUUCGGUUUCGCUUUUCCAAGCCUAACCCUCCUCACCCAGUGCCAGCCCAGUGCUCCCAGUGGGUUUUGCUGGAGACUUACCGGAAACAGCUGAGCAACGUGACUGAAUUUGAUAGCAGCUUGCUGAGAAACUUGACCCUGGUGACAGAUGCCCCUGAGCUGGCCUACCCUUCUCAGACUUUGAUUUGGGAUAGAUUUGAAGAAGUCUUUCUCAUUGCCUCUGGACUUAUCUGCUAUGCACCUGUGUUCAAGGCCUAUUUCUACCAGGGGCUGCUGGAGCUCUAUGAAGAUAACGUACAGUAUGUCGAGAUAAGAGCUAUCCUGCCUCCGGUGUAUGAACUGGAUGGCACCCGGCACAAUAAAUCAUGGUCUGUGGCAACCUAUCAGGAAGUGACCAGGCAGUUUGUGAAGGAGCACCCUGACUUUCUUGGAGCCAAGAUUAUAUUUGCAGCACACAGGAUGCUGAAUGUUUCCCAGAUUAAAGAAGCCAUCGUCACUGCCAUGGCACUCAGAGCCCGCUUCCCAGACACCCUGGCAGGCUUCGACCUGGUUGGUGAAGAGGAUGAAGGUCAUUCUUUAUGGGACCUGAAGGAUGCCCUGACCAUCCCAUAUUCCCUGGGGGUCAACUUGCCAUACUUUUUCCAUGCUGGGGAGACUGGUAAGCAUGAGGACUCAAGGUCUGCUAUUGCUUGCAGAGGCAAAAGUCUUGCAAAGCACAGAAGAACCUGGCAGGGCACCUCUGUAGACAAUAAUGUGCUGGAUGCAUUACUACUGAAUACCAGUCGGAUUGGCCAUGGAUUUGCCCUCACUAAACACCCAGUAGCCAAAAGUUUGUCUCGGAAGAGGGAUAUUCCUGUAGAAGUAUGUCCCAUCUCCAACCAGGUCCUGAUGUUGGUAGCUGACUUGCGGAUCCACCCUGCAGCUGACCUCAUGGCUGAAGGGCACCCCAUUGUGGUCAGUCCCGAUGAUCCCCCUAUCUUUGGGGCAAAGGGAGUCUCCUAUGACUUCUAUGAGGUGUUCAUGGCCAUCGGUGGGAUGAAUGCCGACCUGAGGACCUUAAAACAACUUGCACUGAACUCCAUAAAAUACAGUGCCAUGCUACCGGAUGAGAAAGCCAAGGCCAAAGAGGUCUGGCAGAAAAAAUGGGACCAAUUUGUGGCUGACCUCUCUGAUAGCUUCUUGAGGGGAGGAGACUCAUCUGAGAAGGCAUUUGGCAAGCCAGAGCAAUCCAGGCUUAUUUCUAAGAGGGAGACUGUUUCUUCCAUGUGACCUGAGCAUAUGAAUGAACCUCAGAAUCUCACCUGGCAAUGGGUGAUUCUGGUAAGCUAGGCUUAAUGGGCUUAAUGCUAAGGAUGAGCUGCACUAUCCUGUGAAAGUCAUGGACUGGAGGUAAAAGGGAGCAGUGAGCCUUUUUAGCAACAACAAAGGAACACCCAGCUCAAAAUAGUCAAAACAAUUAAAAAUUGUCAAUGACCAAACCCUGACAUCCUUAUUCAGGAAAAACAUGCUUUCUAAUUAGAGUUAGUGGGAGAUUGCCAACAUGAGAAUCUCUGAAUAUCGUCUUAUCAUUACAAAAUGCAGACCUUGUCCGGAAACAGCUAAGACAAACAUCCAACCAUUUGGGCCACUGACCUUCAGGAGAGCGAGGACUGAAAAUGACUCUUGUUAUGUUUAACCCUGGGCCUGCUGCCAAAAUAGCACUGCUAGGUUGAAGAACCAGUCACAGGUCUGAUGUCUGCUAUUUCAGGACCUACCAUGGCUGGAAAAGAGCUGAUGGAACUUGCUUCCAGAACAUUUAAGCCUGGUUGCACAGUGAUCAUAAAGCCAAAAAGAGGUGCCUCAGUUAUCAACAGUUGGGUUGUCUUUUUUUUUUUUUUACUGCAAAAUCUUUUCCUGUCCUCUGGUCACAAGGAAGCUGAAAAAAACCACUCCGGCUUCCAGAUCCAGCUUAAUUAAAACUGUCCCCCUGCACUGGGCCACAUUAACAUGGGCCUCUGCAUUUAUAGGAAACACCUUUUGAUUUCAGGGGGUUUCACUACCUGCCUUUGUUGCCUAACUCAGAGUGCGAAUGUGACCUUAUUCAGCCUGUCAGACAGAUUUUCACCUUCGUGGAGAAUUACUCUCACACUGUGGAUAUUCAGUGUUCACUUGGACCUUUGUAGUUUCCAGCUCUUCGGCAAAAUGGUAUUGCAGCAACUACACAAUAGAUAGUGCCUGAGACAAGCAGAUUCCCUUUCUUAACAUCAUCAGAAAAAUAUCAGGAGAAGAACUAGUUACUGGGAGAUUAAAAAAAAAAAUAAUCUUAAUCAGGAUGUUAAAUAAAUUCAGCAAAAUCAUUCAGCACACACACCCCAAGCACACAGCCAGAAACAACCAGCGUCUCUCCCUGACUUCAGCACAAUUAUGCUGGUUUGCAUCAGCCAAGGGAGAAUUUACAAAAGUUCCUGCGGAAAGAUGUCUCCCUCCUCUGAGCUGCAGAUUUGUGAGGACUGUCAUUUCCUGAUCUGACCAGCUUGGGCAAAUUGGCUCUCUUUAUGUUUUCUGCUAAUUGUCUCAAGCUGCCUGGCCAUAGUGUUUAUUUCCACUGACCUUGGUUAAAACACCUUAGCAGGAGCCAAAUAUACUUACUACAGAAGUGGAUCAAGCUGCGCAGCCCAUGGGUCCCAUUGCCUGCAUUUCACAGGCUUCAAGUUCAUCUCUAGUUAUUCCAAGGGGAGGAAGGGGAAAAAAACCCAACCAAACAAACAACAAAACCCAACAAAACAAUAGCCACACUACAACCCCCUCAACAAAACAAAACAAAACAAAAAAAAAAAAACAAACAAAUAAAGCCACAAAAAAACAAAAGGUGCCUGCAUUACAGAAACCAGCAACAAAACCCACAGAAAGCAAAAAGUGAGUACCCAAUCACACAGCUCACUAACCGAGGGGGUUGAGUGCCUCCCACCCCUCACCCUUUUCAGCCACAGCUGCCUCUACUCCAGCUCUCUCUGCCCUCAUGCUUCACACCUUCCUCUGAAGCACCAGCAGCUGGCUCUUUGCAAACUGGCCUUUCCCGGGGCCUCGAUGCAGAUUUGGUGCCGGGAUGAGCUUUAUACUGGAGGAGGAGCCAGAGUAGAUCCACCUUCCCUCCUCUGCCAUGGGUGUUGCAUACAAAGCUCAGUCUAAAGUCCCCAAAGUUGGCUCUGGUCAUGGUCAGAUUAUAAAUGCUCACUUGGGAAAUGCCUUAUUUGUAAUGCUGCCAAGGAAAACUGCUGCAAACAGGUGGAAUGGCUGCUAACCAGUGACCCAAAGCCACAUCCCUCUGAGCUCCCUGAUCUUUCAGCUUUGCUAUAAGUGGAUGAACGACGAUCUUUGAUUUGCCAUUAGCUGAUUCUCCCUUAAGUAAUCCUCUUCACUGCCAAGGUGAAGCUAAUCACUACAGAGCCAGUGUGGGAGGAGCUGAGCUCCUCAACACAGGUUGAUACAUGUCCCUUCCUUUUCUGAUGCAGUGGAAAGGUUUCAGCUCUUCCUGCACACGGCCUCUCGAAGGCUUGAACCACCGAUGUUUAAAUGUGAACCUGAACCACAUGGAGAAGCCUGACUGGUGGUACAGCGUUCCUCAGAUCCCUCCUUGAACGGGGCAUUGCCAUGUGUGGUGACUGGAGCUUCCCAAGAGUCCUCUGGCAGUAGAUGGGCUUUAACCAUUUUUAGGGCCUUAGCAGGUCUGACAGAGGGCCAGCCUGCUUCACUGCUGGGGAUCAACUCUUCUUAGAGCAGGCCUUAGUCCAGAGAAAGGUGCAGACUGAGAAAUCCAGACUGCAUCCUCACCACUUUAGGUGUGCAAAAAAGGAGGGAUUUAGGCUGGACCACAGCAGUUAAGACAGAUCAAUCCAUUCAGAUACCCCCAAAGUUUCAGGUAAAUUUGGCUGCAAGGCUUCACUGAGACUCAGCCUCUAUCAUUCACAGUGACAUUUCAAGGAUUUUGCUGCCAGCCUGUUCCCUUACCCUCAGUACCUCAGCUCUCUGCUCACGUUUCUGGCAAAUACAUUGCAUAUAAUGUUUUCUUGCCCAUCUCUUUCAGAACAUAGUAUAUAUUUAAGUUUUUAAACCUA
Molecule: messenger RNA, 4684 nt
Organism: Tyto alba (common barn owl)
Lineage: Eukaryota; Metazoa; Chordata; Aves; Strigiformes; Tytonidae
Gene: ADA2
Product: adenosine deaminase 2
Exons: 10
Coding region: 171-1859 (562 amino acids)
Biological process (GO): inosine biosynthetic process; adenosine catabolic process
Molecular function (GO): adenosine deaminase activity
Source: RefSeq, a predicted model, not a curated record